Messenger RNA from Mollisia scopiformis, 807 nucleotides. RefSeq lists its product as uncharacterized. The transcript is spliced from 3 exons. Gene Ontology annotation, biological process: DNA recombination. NCBI's taxonomy places the organism in Eukaryota, Fungi, Ascomycota, Leotiomycetes, Helotiales, Mollisiaceae. The record is from RefSeq and is a predicted model, not a curated record. The coding region runs from base 1 to 807 and encodes 268 amino acids.
AUGUCCACUCCCGCAGCCAAACGCCGCAGAAUCGAAACCGCGUCUCAAACCCUGUCAAAACCAUUCCGCUCUCCCUUCAAAACGCCCUUGAAGUCAGCUUCCCCAUCUACCUCCUCCGUCCCUCUCACGUCCAAAACAACGAAUUCUCUACUCUCCCAUCCUCCCAAGACUUCAAGCCUGCCAGCACCGCGAGCAAAGAAAACCUAUACCUCUCCCGUGGCAGCAGCAGCGCUGAACGCAGACCCCGAUAUCGCGCCCCUGCUCCGCGCGCAGAGAGAACUGGAGAGGGAAUUGCGAGAGUUGAAGGAGGAGGUUGAUACUGCGGAGCAAGCACGGAAGAUUGAGGCUGAGAGCAAAGAGGGAGAGGUGGAUGGGGAGUUGGUGGUGUUGAUUGGGAAGUGGAGGGGGGCUAGUCGGUUGGCGGCUGAGGAGCUGUUUGGGAAGGUUAGUGAGAGGGUUAAUAGGAUGGGUGGACCGAGAGCUUGGAAAGAGAUGCAGAAGAGGCAGCACGAGUUCCAGAAUAAUUGGGAUCAGGAAGAGGAGAAUAAUAACGAUGAUGAUGACGAUGACGAUCAUGAGGAUGAGGAUGGUGAAAGGAAAGAUGUUGAGAAGAGGGAUAUUUAUGCGGAGUAUGGUAUCGAUCCCGAGACGGAGAAUGAGAAGUCACAACGUCCAAAUGGCCUAGGGGAUACGGGAGAGCUUCCUGGACAAGAAGAUGAAUUCACGAUGGGGAUGAUGCUCAGAACUUUGAAUGUUGACCUCGAUGUUAUUGGCUACGACAAGCAACAGCAGAGAUGGGUGGACUAG